AUGGACCCUUCAUCCUUCGCCAGCGCCGCGGCCAGCCUUCUGGCGCUUGACAUCCAGAUUCUCUCCUCUCUCUACGGCGACUGGGACGAGGGGAGCAGGCCUCUGGUCGACAGGCUCACAUACGAGCUUACGCAGAUCCGAACCGUCCUCCAGGCACUGGAGAUCACGUCGCUAUCAUUUGCGGAGCCGGUCUUUGAUGUUUCUCGCCUGCGGUCAUGCCUGGAAGAUCUGAAGGAGCAUCUCCUGUGGCUGGGCCCCAAGGUCUCGGAGCCAGGCCUCCAGAGACAUGAGUGGCAGUGGCGUACAAUGAACAUGCUGGAGCGAGCUGGACUCAGCAACCUCUCGCUUUCAAAGUCUGAGGGUGCGAAUGAGCUCGUGUACUUGCGGUCGUCUCUGUCCAAGUUAAAGGAUUACAUCGAAAACUCUCCUUUCCAAUCUCCCGAAGCUGCCGUAGAGCGCCAGGCAAGAACCCUAGGCAGCUCUUUAUGGAAUGACUGCAUGGACUAUACCAAAUCGCACGAGGUGGCGCGAGAGACACGCACAGAAGGGACUGGCAGAUGGCUCCUCAGUGACAAGACGUAUCAUAAAUGGUUCGAGAUCGACCGUUCAUCAAACGCAUUGUACUGUACCGGGAGGCCCGGCUCUGGUAAAACGGUUCUGACUUCUCUGGUCGUCGACGAGAUUAGGGAUCUCCAACAGCGUGAACCAUCUUCAAAUAUCGGACUGGCAUACUUCUACUUCAGCUACAAAGUGCCGAGUCCCAUGCGAGGCGUUGUCCUUGCACUCCUCGAGCAACUAUUUCUACAGUCGUUGACUGCCCCUGACGAAGUCCUACAGCUCGAAGCUAGGGCUUCAAAGGGGGAGCAGAUUCCUUUUAGGGAAACCCUUUCGACCCUGUCUGCUGUAUCCAAGCGUUUUCGAAAAUGCUACAUCGUUAUCGACGCCCUCGAUGAAUGCGCCGAUGAUUAUCAGGCCGACUUGAUCGUCCUCCUCAGCUCCAUCCGGGACUCUCGAAGUCGCCUCUUUAUCAUUUCCAGGCCAUUUCGGAGCUACAACAUGUUUGAAAUGUGCCCGCGUAUUAGCGUCACGCCGUCCGCAGAAGAUGUCGAGCUCUAUACGAGGUCACAGCUUGAAAAGAGCCCCCUCAGGGACCACCCCGAGCUCCUCCAGCAGGUCGUUGGGGCAAUCAUCGAAAGCAGCGCUCAGCAUGGCAUGUUCCUCCUCGUCAUGUUACAGGUCCGCGAAGUCCGGGAUAAACAGACCGCAAAGGGCACCGCUGAGUGGCUUGAAUGUUUCCAGAGCCAAGGCGCCUCGGAAGGGAGUCUUUUGAGCGCAUAUCGGAAAGAACUGACCCAAAUUUCGAGCCUCAGUCUUGACUUGGAAGAUCUGGCAGCAUGGACUUUGACGUGGCUCUACUUCGCACAACGGCCCCUAUACGCCCAGGAGCUACUGGAUGUCCUCAGAGCCACGGGACAUGUCCCAGUGUUAAAGCUCAGCGACAGUGAAGCUAUAAGGCUUAUUAUCAAAAGCUGCAUGGGGUUGGUACACAACUCAACUACUAUCACUUUUACGCACUUUUCGGUCAAGGAGUUUUUCGACCACAACAAGAACCAUCCCCUCCUUUAUCCUGAGUCCAUGGUCGCCGAACGUUGCCUGGAGUAUAUUUCUCUCUGUAAGCUCUUCGCACUCAGUAACUCAGAAGAAGUCGAGAAAGCUGUGUCCACGCACCCGUUCUUGCUUUAUGCGGCGAAUCACUGGGGACGCCAUGUUUUCAAUGUUGGACUGGAUCAGCAGACCUUCUUUAAACAUAAGUGCAUCAUCGUCCUCAAUGAGCCACAGACGGUGGCUAUCCUGGGUCAAAUCCUACUAUUACCUCGCCUCGAGAUGCAAACGCUCGAGGGACUCUUUGUCGAGUUCUCAGUGCUCCAUAUGAUAGCAUAUUUUGGCCUCUUCUGGCUUCUCGACUUCCCUUGGGACUGGUCCUCCAUUUUCAAUCAUCUCGAAGACAGCUGGGGAAGGACUCCACUCCAUAUCGCGGCUGGUCAAGGCCAUGCGCUCUGCUUGCAAAAGCUGCUCUCGAUGCAAGAUCUAGUUUCCAAAAGUCGACGAGCAGACGACGAAGGUAGGACGCCAUGGCACUACGCUGCAAUGAGCGGCAACGCCCAGGCUAUCCAGGCGUUAUCGGCGAGAUAUCCUCUUAGCCUCGACCACGAAACACACGAUGUGCAGGGACUUAGUCCACUGCAAUACGCUGCGAUGCAGGGCGAUAGGGAGGCUUUCGAAUAUCUCAUGGAUGCUUACCCGGCUGAAGAGGCAUCCAAGACAUACAUGGACGAGGCAUUGACAGCUGCGUUGCAACAUGGCAGGAUAGACAUUGUUCGAAUGCUCCUCGAUAGCAUCACGCCGCGAUACGAGCAUCUGACAGUAGCUAUCAACUGCAAUUUUGUGCUAGCAGUGAGGCUCCUCCUUGAUUACGUGGACGAUCUCGACAACCCAGCGACAGCGCAAGCAACAGCCUUGCUUGAAGCGGCCCGCACGGGUAACAACACAAUCUUGUCCUUCCUGAUACGCAGUGGAGCAGGAGUAGGAGAGACAGACAGCAAUGGACUUACUGCUCUGGCCCACGCGGUGGAGGUGGGCAACGUCGGAGCCGUGGGCGCUCUGCUCAAGGCCGGCGCGAACCCAGCAACUCCUUACUCUGACGGCACAAGCCUUAUCAUGCACACGGCCUCUCGCAACAUGAUUGACAUCCUGCAGCUCCUCAUAGAGGCUGGGCCGGGCGACGGAGACUUGAAGAAAGCCGCUUUCCUUGCAGCCAAAGAAGGACAUCAAGAUGUUGUCCAGCUCCUCCUCACGUCUGGUGUGUUGCCUAAUGAACGCUCCCGUGACGGACAAACCCUUUCAGAAGUUGCGAGGGAAGCUGGGUUCGAAAACAUCGUAGCACUCCUGCAGGAUACUGGAGCUGAGGCUCUGCCUCGAGUUGUCUACUCCACUGAUAAGGUGCCUCCUCAGGACCAAGAAGCCUCAACACCCAGGGCAGCACCAACGAGCAGCUACCGAGCCCCCAGCGACAGUACUAACCGUGGCUUUGAGAACCCUGCACAAAAAAAGGAAGAGAGCAAAGUGUGUGGCGGAGAAAGUCACUACACGCGUCGAGCCAAAGGCGAGGAUGUCGUGGAAGAACCCAGACAACAAGCCAAAGAACACACCGCCGAGCCUAGUAGUAGACCCACUCCUCUACCGAGGAGAGAAGAUACCGAAACCAUGGAAAAGACGUCGCCCGGCUCCCAGAGGAGGUCUCGGCGUGACGUGCCAACCACCCUACGCAGCACUCCCCAAUCAAAGGGCCCCACAUCCUUCUUUCUUCUAAGCACACCAAUCGAGCCGGAAUACCUUGCUCUGGGCAUGAUUGUGGCGGACCCUCGCAACCCCUUGCAAUUCUACGUCCCAAAACAGAUACAAUCACUCGAGCACCUGACUUCUAAGGCGCAGUACGAAACGGUGCAAUACGACUGGAACGUAACCCAGCUCUCGUCAAAGACGUCCAACGCCACCGUGGCAUCCAUGCUUGAGAUAUCCUUCGCGGCUACUCGAGCGUCCCGAGGGCCCAAAAUGGACAUCCACUCGCCUCGUCUCCUACGACGUCAACUCCGAAAUCAUGACCAUGUGGUCAACACAAUCUGCCAAGGGAAUGAGGGAGAGCUGUUGGACAUGCUCAAGAACUGGAAAGAGGUGUUCGUUGUCGUCGGGCUGCUGAUCGCGACCGACCUGCAGGUAGUGGAUGAACAGGAGGAGAAGGCGGCAGCGGGUGACGGGAUAUCCCUUGGCGUGGGUAUCGACGUAGUUGGUUUAUCUGCUCAGAUCGGAGCAGAGUCGAGCAGGAGCAAAAGCCGCUCCGCACGGUAUUCAGGCGACAGGGUCGUGGCGGUCCAGUACCGGAGCCUCAAGCUCGAGAACCGAUUGUUUAAGAACUUGCUGACAAGGGCAAAAGAGACGCCGUUGACUCUGGGGGCCUAUUUCCAGGGGCGUAUGAAUGAAAGAGUAUUAUAA
Molecule: messenger RNA, 4050 nt
Organism: Fusarium falciforme
Lineage: Eukaryota; Fungi; Ascomycota; Sordariomycetes; Hypocreales; Nectriaceae
Product: NACHT domain-containing protein
Exons: 4
Coding region: 1-4050 (1349 amino acids)
Molecular function (GO): protein binding
Source: RefSeq, a predicted model, not a curated record